Molecule: messenger RNA, 1218 nt
Organism: Dreissena polymorpha
Lineage: Eukaryota; Metazoa; Mollusca; Bivalvia; Myida; Dreissenidae
Product: tubulin polymerization-promoting protein family member 3-like
Exons: 4
Coding region: 180-743 (187 amino acids)
Biological process (GO): microtubule bundle formation; microtubule polymerization; positive regulation of protein polymerization
Cellular component (GO): microtubule
Molecular function (GO): tubulin binding
Source: RefSeq, a predicted model, not a curated record
AUGAAGUGUUUUACCCAUGUGACAGUUAUUGGUAGCAACCGCGUUGUUUACAUUGGUUACCACACGCUCUUCUCUCAAGCAAUGAUCAGUAUAUAGAUUUUACUGAAUAUUGAAUUCGAAAUCUGUUUGGUCUGUAAAAGCAUUCGCGCACAGAGAUUUCACAGGUUCCCCGAUAAAUCAUGGCAUCAGGAGGCGUUGACGAUGAUCUGGUGAAGAAGUUCGAGGAGUUCUGCACGCUGGCGGGCUCCAAGGACAAGACGCAGAUGACACCAAAGGCCAACGGCAAACUCGUGGCCGACUGCCUGGACAAGAAGUACAAGGCAUAUGACGUCAAGGCCAUCUGUGACGCCAGUGUGUUUCCGGCUGUCAAAGAGAAGGGAAAACCGAACAUGGUGGUGAACAAGGCGAACGUGGACAAGUACGUCACCAAGACUGCGCAUGAGAUCGCAAAGAAGAAGACGAAGAACACGAAGAUCGCAGAGGACGACGCUGAGGUGAAGACUUUGAAAGCGGAAAUCGUGCAGGCAAUCAAAUCGGCCGGACCCAAUGUGAAAGUUGUGAAAACCUCAGCCACAGGCGGCGUCGAUAAAAUGACAGAUGCUUCGCAAUACACCGGUGCCCACAAGGAACGCUUUGAUGCUACCACCGGUAAAGGAAAGGGUGCGGACGGGCGGACAGAUAAGGUAGAAAACACUGGGUACGUUGGUCAGUACAAAGGAAAGGAUACCUUCGGCAAGAAAUGAACGCCGGUUCGCGAGGUUUCAUUGAAGAGUGGCUUCUUGUGUGUCCAUAGCUACGUAUUGACAGCACUUGGCGAGGAUGAAACUGCUGACUGGCUAAUGUUAUGUAUUUCCCACAUGGAGCACAGAGAACUAGUUUAGUGUCAAUGUUCAUAUAUGCUUUUUAAGCUAUUGCCAUUAGGCAAUCUCAUUUUGUGCAACUUUGUUUUACUUUUAUCAUAAACAGACAUUAUUAAAAUCGUUAUUGAAAUCUCUCAAUAAAUGGUCGACUCAUUUCAAUUUAAUUAAUCUAUAGCUUAAACUGAAUUGAGUUAGGUUGUCAGACUGAUUACAUGCUCUUUGAACAUACUUCUCAUUCAAAAGUUGACCAUUAAUUUUUAACCGAAGAGUUUCAUUGGCAGCACUUUUUUAAGCUGUGUUUUGUAUUUAUUAUUGUGUGUUUGUAAAUAAAACCAUAUAAAGUUUAUAAACAUGACAA